Molecule: messenger RNA, 2834 nt
Organism: Oryza sativa Japonica Group (Japanese rice)
Lineage: Eukaryota; Viridiplantae; Streptophyta; Magnoliopsida; Poales; Poaceae
Source: RefSeq, a predicted model, not a curated record
UGAGAAGCAGGAAGGUGACAAAAGUAUAUAUUCAUACCGGUGACGACAUCUUACAUCUUAGCCCAACCUCGUGACACUGGGAUUUGGGAUAGGGCGACGUUGGGUGAGUGCAUGAUGACACGAGAUGGGCCGGUGAAAAGGCCAAGAGAUUGGAGCAAUAAAUAAAAUCUUUGCAGGGACACUGAUGAGUCACUGACGCAGAAAGAUGUGGCGGUGCAGUAGCAGCCGUCCCCCAUCUCUGAGAGGAGAGUGUGAGCUGCUAGUGAAGAGUGGUGGGUCUGAAUGCUUGGAUAGGGUUCCAGUCCAGCCUUGGGACCUCUGUUUGACCACCCCCAGUUUAUACAACCAAAAGGGGAGUGGUAGCAUUAGUUUGGAGCUUUGGAGUUUGGGGUGUUUAGGGGGCACACAUCUCGAGAAAUAGCUAGGUUUAUUUUACUGUUGUGUUUACUAUACUGCCUGUCGUAAAAGGGAACUUUGUGUAAUAAAAGGGUCAUGUGAUUUAACAAAGAGAGAUCUGUAAAGACUAAAAAAGAGGAUGGGACUCUUUUUCUGUCUAGAACAAAAGGUCGUCAUGGUAUGUUGGUGCAAGCCCUAUUUGUGACUGGGUGAAUUUCUACUGUAGUACUUGCAACCUGCUUUGUGUUUACCCAUUGAUGAAUAGGCAAAGCAUACUACUAUAAAUACUUUCUAACAAAGGGUUUUGGAAAGAAAAUGCGACUGGCCAGAGAAACUGGCUUGUGGACGACUCAUGAGUCAUGUCUAAAGAACUUACCUAAAUGACACGACCUGACAGCGUGCUAACAGAUCUCUCUUCUUAUUAGCUAGUAUGCCAGUCCAAAUGCUCUAGUGUUCAGUGUUCUCUUCUCCCCCUCACUCUCUCCUGUCUCGCUCCCCCCUCCUUCCCCAGUCCCUCCAUCUCACUCUCACCCACCAGAGUACCAGAGAAGCACAGAGACUCAGAGAGGGAGAGAGAGAGGAAGAAUGGAGUAUGAAAGGAUUCACAAGGUUCAGGCUGGUGCACUUUCUCCGACAAAGCUAAGGAUGAAGCUUCUGGGAACUCACAAUCGUGUGAGGGUCAUCAGCAACAGCUCAUCACGGACAUCACCUUCGAAGAACACUGAACCAUCGCAAGCACAGAACAGACUAUUAGUUUGUGAUGUUCUUGAAGAAGCAGUUUCAGGCAGCUCUGAUGGAUCCAAAUGCUCCUCAGCAAUCAACAAAACUGAAGCUUUAGAGAAGGAUCCACCAUUGGACAUCAACAAGGUUGAGGACAUGACCAAAAGUUCAGUUCAGCAACCUGCAUCAAGCAACUCAAGCAUGAUACAUCCAGUUCGAACCAUAGAAGAAGAGAGUAAUGACUGUGAUAGUGGUAUUGACAAUGCUAGUACCAGUAGUUUCGAGUUCCAUGGAGGAGAGAAAACAGCAGCGCAGAAUCCAACAUCAGGAUAUUUCUCGAGACAGACUUCCUCCAAGUGGAAUGAUGCUGAGAAAUGGAUUGUUAAUAAGCAAAAUGUUCAACAAAAUAUCUCUAAGGGCGCACCACAGAACCAGAGUGCACAGCAGAUGAAUUCAGCUGCAGGCAGGGGUUUUAUUGUGCCCAAAAUUUCAAACCGAAACAUAAUUCCUCGCCCCAUGCAGAACAUGAAAAGACCGAGUCCAGCUUCUUCCGCUUCUCGAAGCAUAUUAGAGAGGUUAUCUUUUGGUUCACAUCAACCAAAGUUGGUUAGGCAUGCAGAUGUCUGUACAGUUAAUAAUGCUGGUGUCACCUCAGAGUAUCAAACAAAGGCAACCGAUAACAGUUCAUCAAUUGAAAUAAGGCCCUACAAAGAUCCCAAAGCUAUUCCUGCAGUUCAUUCGGUGUCCGUGAGAGAUGUGGGCACAGAAAUGACUCCCAUACCGAGUCAGGAUCCUUCAAGGACAGGAACUCCACUUGGAUCAAUGACACCAACUCGUAGCCCAAAUUGCUCUAUACCAUCAACUCCUGUAGGAGGACGGUCAACAGCAUCACCAGGAGAUGACAACACAGAUGAUGGACCAUAUUUCAACAGAAAAGGUGGCACAAAUGAAAUAUCAGACGAUGAAAUGAGAUUGAAGACAAGGAAAGAAAUUGCCGCCCUGGGUAUACAACUAGGAAAGAUGAACAUUGCUACAUGGGCUAGCAAAGAGGAGCUAGAACUAGUCUCUGCAUCCCCAAGCAUUGCUGAUUUGGAGCGGAUGAAGAAAGAAUAUGCAGCUCGUGCAGCAGCAUAUGAAGAAGCAGAAAAUUUUAAGCAUACAGCAAGAUUCAAGAAGGAAGAGUUGAAGAUUGAAGCAUGGGAGAGCCUUCAAAAAGCAAAAAUAGAAUCUGAAAUGAAGAGAAUAGAGGAACAUGCAGAGAAAUUGCGAAGCGAAGCCAUGGCGAAGAUGGCUGAAAAGCUAGAAAUGACACGGCGUUUAGCUGAAGAGAAACGAGCCUCAGCCAAUGCAAGGAUGAACCAACAAGCAGCAAAGGCGGUUCACAAGGCUGAGCUGAUUCGCCAGACAGGACGAGUUCCAGGGUCAUGUAUCCUAUGCUGCAGUGGUUGCUUCUGUCAACACUAGUGUAUGCUUGACAAUUAGGGAGUUAAAUAUGGUCGUGAAAAAUCUAAACCCCAUGUUCUAUAAUCAGCAUUCCUUGGUUUUAGUAUGGAAAGGAAUGUCUGAUACUUUGAUUAGGUAUUCAGAUGUACAAAUUCUUGCUUGUCAUAAAAGUCAAUCCAAUGCUUACAUUUGCUUGGUCGGCUACUCGGUUAAAGAACACUUGGUUGUUGCUCAACGAAUUGAAUCAUUGGAAAAUGACGAGCAUUUCUUGACUA